This is a messenger RNA of Paracoccidioides brasiliensis Pb18, 186 nucleotides long. RefSeq lists its product as uncharacterized. The coding region runs from base 1 to 186 and encodes 61 amino acids. The record is from RefSeq and is a predicted model, not a curated record. The transcript has a single exon.
AUGGCUGAAAUCCACCGUUUCCCCGACCCCUUCGGCAUCAUGGCCCACAGGCUCCUUUUCGUCAAUCAUGUUGGCCAAGUUGCUCAGAGACCAAGUUUCCAAACCGACUUAGGAAGGGAAAUCGGACAAAAAAGGUUUCCAAAAAUUGCAUUUGUAAAAGCAUUGAACACCUUGGGCACUCGAUAA